Messenger RNA from Trichoderma asperellum CBS 433.97, 1881 nucleotides. RefSeq lists its product as uncharacterized. The record is from RefSeq and is a predicted model, not a curated record. Lineage: Eukaryota; Fungi; Ascomycota; Sordariomycetes; Hypocreales; Hypocreaceae. Gene Ontology annotation, biological process: nucleotide-excision repair. Gene Ontology annotation, cellular component: transcription factor TFIIH holo complex; transcription factor TFIIH core complex. Gene Ontology annotation, molecular function: double-stranded DNA binding; ATPase activator activity.
CGAUUAUCCGAUGAUGCGCCGAAGCAUCUUCAACAUAACAACCUGAAACUUCACGCUCGACAACCUCCAUAUCUUUUCGAGCCUCCAGGCCAACGCUGCAGGCUGGGCUUUCGCAUAUGAUGCGAUAGUCAACACGAUAUCUAAUUCCCCCCCUGGCGGAUAGUAGCCUCGUCAUCCACAAGCCGCCAAAAUGUCCAACAACCCUUCCCUUCAUCUCGCCGAGUAUCUGGAGAGGCUGCCUGGCACGACCUUUAAGAAGUUGUACCAGCAGCCCUCCACGGCCUUUGCGAUUUUCAGGCGCAUGCUGCCGCAUCUGGCCAAGACAUUUGUCAUGAGAAUGUUGUUCAUGCCACAUCCCAUGACGCUGAACGAUCUAGAUGUCUGGGUGAAGCCUGAAGCCAAGCGGAAGAAGGAUCAAUCUCUCUCCAUCUUGAGAGGUCUCCAUAUUGUUCAAAUCUCCGCCCCGUCUAAGGAAAAGCCGCAGGAGAUCCAACUCAUGUCCAACUUUAAACGAUCUCUCCGACUCGCUCUCACCGGUGGCGGAAACCACAAUUCUUUUGGCGUACCUUCUUCCCUCCUCAUUCCGCCCGAAAUCGACCUGCCGUUCCUCGACCGAUACGCGCGUAAGAAGUGGGAAGACGUACUGCACUUUGUCGUCUCCAGCGUUGGCUAUAAGAGCGUCGGCGAUGGAUCUGGGCCUAACAAGGGCGUCAAGGAACUGCUCAUCGCGGGAAGACUUGUCGACAGACGACCAAACGGAGGAUUGGGCAUCACCCAAGCGGGGUUUACCUUCUUGCUGCAAGAGGCCAAUGCACAAGUCUGGACUCUGCUUUUGCUGUGGUUGGAUGUUCUGGGCAAUAACAAGGGCUCGGGAUUAGAUCCAGUCGACAUGCUCUCGUUCCUCUUCAUGCUUGCUAGCCUCGAGCUGGGGCGGGCAUACGACACCAAUGCGCUGACCGAAGAGCGGAGGAAUAUGCUUCCUUCUCUCGUCGACUUCGGCCUCAUAUACAUCCCCCAGCAUAAGCGCUCCAUGUUCUUUCCGACAAGACUGGCUACAACCCUUACGAGCGGAGGCAACAGUCUACGAACAAUCAGCGAGGGCGUCACAGCUGCCACCCAGUCAGCCCAGACAUCGCAGCAAUCCCUCGGGCCCCUCGGCGGCGGCGGCGGAGAGCAGCAAGCAGGCAGCGUCGUCAUCGAGACAAACUACCGCCUCUACGCCUACACCCAGUCCGCCCUCCAAAUCGCCGUCCUCGCCCUCUUCGCCAAGCUUAACAUGCGCUUCCCGGACAUGGUCGCCGGGCGCCUCUCCCGCGCCUCCAUCCGUCAGGCCAUUAACUUUGGCAUCACCGCCGACCAGAUCAUAUCCUACCUCGCAGCCCACGCCCACGAACAGAUGCACCGUACCGCCGCCCUCACCAACAAGCCCGUCUUGCCGCCCACAGUCGUCGACCAGAUCCGGCUGUGGCAGCUGGAGAACGAGAGGAUGAAGACGACGAGUGGCUUCUUGUUCAGAGACUUCACCGACGAUAAAGACUACCUCGACACGGCACGCUUUUCGGAAGAAAUUGGCGUGCUGGUUUGGAGAAAUGAUCAUGCGCGGAUGUUCUUUGCAAACAAGCAUGAGCAGAUUAAAGACUUCUUGAAGACGAGGAAGAGGGCGGAAUAAGCUUCUUUAUUACGCUACUCUUGCCUAUAAAAUAUCUUGACCUUUUUAUCAAUUAAUCGACGAAUUGCAUUAUAAUGAUUGAAAUUGAAAUAGGCGUCUGGCGCGUUAGGAAAUUGGACACUGGGGCAGUAAGCAUUGAUAGGCUGAACCCCAGAAAGAUACUACAUAUAUACUAUUAAGACAAAAGAAUAAAACAAGUAAUUCAUAUCCGU